AUGGGGAGCCCGGUUUCCGCGGUUAUUGCUAACCUCUACAUGGAGGUAUUUGAAGAAUAAGCGAUAGAAUCCACAGCAUAGAAACCCAAGAUCUGGAAGCGCUACGUUGAUGACACCUUCGCAAUCUUGGAUCGCAGUUAUGUCCAUUGUUUCCUACAGCAUCUCAAAAGUCAGCAACCUACCAUCCGAUUCACCAUGAAUACUGAGAAAGACAACAAGACCACCUUUCUCGACACGUCAGGUAAGAGGAAACCAGACAGACACUUGACCACCAGUGUCAACAGAGAACCAACUCACACUGAUCAGUACUUAGCGUAUGAUUCAGACCAUCUUGAAUCAGUAAAGCACGGUAAUGUUAGGUGUUUGUUUGACCGGGCGAAGCGUCUCGUGACAAAAUCAUCAGUCAUCUCCGAGGAAAAGAAACAUUUGUCAUCAGUUCUUGUUUCCAACGGUUAUCCCUCCUCCUUUGAACAGAAGGUCACAAAAACAAGAAACUGCUCCCUAAGCAGAGAGCAUGUGACGCAGUUCAAGUCCACAGCGGUUUUGCCCUAUGUAAAAGGUGUAUCAGAGCCUCUUCGCCGU
Messenger RNA from Pocillopora meandrina, 582 nucleotides. Lineage: Eukaryota; Metazoa; Cnidaria; Anthozoa; Scleractinia; Pocilloporidae. The record is from the annotation of a GenBank genome assembly.